CUGCCUGCCUGCCUCCCCGCCCCUCGCACUCGGCUCCCCGCUCCUCGCCGCCCGCACACCGGGGCCGGAGCGCCGGUCGCAGCGCGGGGCCGGGGCGGGGCGGGGGGGGGGGGGCCGGUGCCGGGGCCGGUGCCGGUGCCGGUGCCGGUACCGGAGCUGUCCAGUGCUGAGGCCGCCGGCCCGGCCCCGCCAUGCCCCGCUCCUUCCUGGUGAAGAAGCUGAAGGCGGAGGCUUUCCCGGCUGCCGGGGCCCCCCCGCCCCCCUACGCCCCCCUGGAACCCCCCUACGCGCUGCCCGGCCCCGCCGCCGGCGAUGGGUACCUCCAGCACUGCCUGGCACCCGCCGGCUACGACACCGACAAGAAGCAAGGUCUGCCGCCGCCGCCGCCGGACCCAGCCUAUGCGCCCGGCCAUGAGGAGUACAGCGACCCCGAGAGCCCCCAGUCCAGCUUUUCCGCCCGCUACUUCAACGGGGAGGCGGCAGUGACGGACAGCUACUCCAUGGACGCCUUCUUCAUCACGGACGGGCGGUCGCGCCGGCGCAGCGAGAGCCAGCGUCGUGGCAGCCACCGUCACUCCUGCCCCGAGUGUGGCAAGACCUACGCCACCUCCUCCAACCUCAGCCGGCACAAGCAGACCCACCGCAGCCUGGACAGCAAGAUGGCGAGGAAAUGCCCGACGUGCGGCAAGGCUUACGUCUCCAUGCCCGCCCUGGCCAUGCACGUCCUCACCCACAACCUCAAGCACAAGUGCGACGUGUGCGGCAAAGCCUUCAGCCGGCCGUGGCUGCUGCAGGGCCACAUGCGCUCGCACACCGGGGAGAAGCCCUUCGGCUGCUCCCACUGCGGCAAAGCCUUCGCCGACCGCUCCAACCUGCGCGCCCACAUGCAGACCCACUCCGCCUUCAAGCACUACAAGUGCAAGCAGUGCGAGAAGACCUUCGCCCUCAAGUCGUACCUCAACAAGCACUACGAGUCCGCCUGCUUCAAGGGCUCCGAACACAGCUGUGCAAUAGGGAACUAGCCCCCCCACUUCCACCCCCCAGCCCCCUGUGGUGCAUCCCCAUCCCAUCCCCAUCCUCAUCCCCAUCCCCAUCUCAGUCCCGGUCCCCGCUCCGGCACUCCUGCAGCUGCAGCCGGCCGGUUUUGUGGCUGUGCCGUGGCUGGAGGACACAUCCCCGCAGACUCACUCCCCACCCGGGAGGAGGGUGCCCCAGCACUCCCUGGGAAGGGCUGGAUCCGGCCGGGCCCGCAGCGGGACCCGGCUCCUCGCCCGUGGGUCCCCGAGCCCCCCCGCAGCCAGGCAGGUCUCUCUGCGGGGGUCUCGCCUGGGGACCUCUUCCAAACCCAGGACUUUCCUCCCCCAGCUCGUGACUUUCACCUCUAUUUAUUUAUUUAUUACUAUUAUUUAUUUAGAGCUGCUGCUUCUCCUCCUGGGGGAUCCCAGGGGAGAAAAGACACUUUUCUGCUCCCCCCAGGAGCAAAACCUCACCUUGACCCUAACACUGAUGGGACCACGGGCUGGUGCUACUGGCGGCUCAGCGGGACUACCGGAUGGUGCGGCUGACGGGAGGGAAGGGGUGUCAGUCCCCGGCGGAGGUUGGGGUCCCUGCAGCUGGCCCCCCGGGCUCUGGGGCACCCUGAUGCCCCCCUGCCCGGCACGGUCCCAUGGGACACAGCCCCGUGGCACAGUGCUCACCCUGGCACUGUGGCUCUGCAGCCCCGGAGUCAGGGGACGAGCGAGGGGCUCCCAGCAGAGACCCACAGGACACGGCCCCUGCCAGCUCCCGGCUUGACCAGGCACGACUGGCCCCCGCCACGGUGAUGGGCUGGGGGACAGCCCCCCCCCGGGCAGGUGCAGCCCCCCUCGCCGUGCGAACGGCCAGGCUGGAAGCUGGGCUGGAGACCCAGCCCUGGGGCAGCACCCAAACCCCCAGCUGCCCCCCCCACACCCCCAGCCUCUGCCCAGCCCCCUCCCCGGCUGGCUCCCAGCCCCCUCGCCAUCACCCCCCGCCUGCGCUCAGGAGGAGGGGGGUCAGUGUAGCCGUAAAGUUUGGGUGAGUUUAUUUAAAUGUUCCUAUUUAUAUUAUUUAUAACUUAUGCUUUUCACUAUUUAUUUGCCAAGACUGGCAGGGCCGUGCCAGCGCUGGCUUGCAGGAGGUGGCAGAGCUGCAGCAGGAGCCGCCGUGCCCAGGACACAGCCGCGGUGACACGGACGGGGGACAGGACCCCGAGAGCGGGCACAGAGGCAGGAGGGCACGAGCUGGCCCAGCAGCCCGGGCUCCGUGCCCCCCGCAAGCCUCCCUCAAAGGCAAAGCCCUUCUUCUUCGUCUUCCUCGCUGCCGCAGGCUCCUGCUCUGCUCCCUGCCCCGCGCCAGCCCGGCGGGGACAAACCAGCCAUUCUAUGCAACCUCCCGGCGGAGCAUCCCCGCGCCGGCCCCGGAGCGAGCGCCGCGCGUGCAGCAUCCCGGAGCGGGGCCCGACCCGCGCCUCCGCUUCCUACCUCGGGCCGCGAGCUGCCACGGCCCCAUCACCCCGUGCCGGUCCCCGACACCUCGGGGGUUCAGCCCGGCACCCCACGGGGCCGCCCUCGCGUACCCCCCACACCGUCUUCCUGUACCGUCUUCCUCCCUGCCACCGUCGUCUUCCUCCCACCGCCUCGGCGCCCGCGUUGCGGCGGCUCGCGGGCUCGACGCCUCCCGGGGACGUCCCCGUCACGGUCCUCGCUGCCGGGGCACGGUGGCACCCGCACCCCACGCAGGGGAAGAGCAUCGCCCCGGCCACGCAGGCACCCCACCGGCGAGUACGCAGCAGUCCAGGCUUCCCCGGCGACGCCGGCGCCUUGCCGCGGCAGCACCGCGUCCCUCGGCCGGGCAGGCACAGAACGCCGCGCCUCUGCCCCUGUCUAUACUGUAAAUAGCAGAUACUACAGCAAUAAUUUUCCGUGCAUGAUAGAUUUUUUUCUGCCAGGUUUUGUACUCGCCAGCCCCCAGUAAGACAAGUCUACUGAGAACCGGCCGCCCGCAGUAUUACUUGUAACGCAAUUCAGGGAUAUAAAAGGGAUUUCUGCCACUAA
Molecule: messenger RNA, 3074 nt
Organism: Tyto alba (common barn owl)
Lineage: Eukaryota; Metazoa; Chordata; Aves; Strigiformes; Tytonidae
Gene: SCRT2
Product: scratch family transcriptional repressor 2
Exons: 2
Coding region: 192-1022 (276 amino acids)
Biological process (GO): regulation of DNA-templated transcription
Molecular function (GO): DNA-binding transcription factor activity, RNA polymerase II-specific; RNA polymerase II cis-regulatory region sequence-specific DNA binding
Source: RefSeq, a predicted model, not a curated record